UCCAACUUGAUUUAUAAACCCCGCCUACCACCCCCCCUCUCUCCAAUUAUUCUCUGAGUCAAGCGUCACAUUGUUUACAUGCCACCAGCUCGCAUCCUAAAUACCCUCGUUCGCUCCGCCCUACUUCGCAAACCUGUCUCCAGUGCUCUACAACCAAACUUUAUCACUCCGACACUCCUACGCGCUAUGUCUGCCUCGGCCAUGUCAGGUCGCCUAACGGGCAAGACCAUUGUCAUCACUGGCGCCUCCUCCGGCAUCGGCCGCUCAACCGCGAUUGAGUUCGCAAGGACGGCGCCCAAGGACUUGAAGCUCGUGCUGACAGCCCGUCGGCUCGAGACGCUUGAGGAGGUCGCAGCAGAAAUCAAGAAGGAGGUCGGAGAUGGCGUCAAGGUUCUGCCCUUCAAGCUGGAUGUUAGCCAACCGGAAGAGGUGAAGACAUUUGUGGAGCGGCUGCCGGAGGAGUUCAGGGAGAUUGACGUACUAGUCAACAACGCCGGACUGGUGAAGGGUGUAGCACAGGCGCCGUCCAUUGAGGAAGAAGACCUCAAUGUCAUGUUUGCGACCAAUGUCACGGGACUCAUCAACAUGACGCAGGCCGUGCUACCGAUCUUCAAGAAGCGCGCGGAGGGAGGCAAGGGUGAUAUUAUCAACAUUGGCAGCAUCGCUGGCCGGGAACCAUACGCGGGAGGUAGCAUUUACUGCUCUACAAAGGCGGCCGUGAAGUCAUUUACGGAUGCUUUGAGGAAGGAACUGGUUGCUACGAGGAUCAGGGUUAUCUCGGUUGACCCCGGACAGGUCGAGACCAACUUCUCCGUUGUCAGGUUCUAUGGUGAUAAGUCGAAGGCUGAUGCUGUUUACGCCGGCUGCGAGCCAUUGACCCCCGAGGACAUCGCCGAGAUUAUCGUCUUCGCUGCCGGUCGCCGAGAGAAUGUAGUAGUUGCGGAUACAUUAGUUUUCCCCAGCCAUCAGGCCAGCGCGGGCGUGAUGCACAGGAAGACUUAAAUGACGGUUGUGAAGUUGGAUUGUAAAUGAGGCUGAAUAAUUGUUACAUAACACUAGAAUAUUAGAUAAAGCAAUCUGAAACAUUGGCGACGUGGA
Molecule: messenger RNA, 1098 nt
Organism: Pseudogymnoascus verrucosus
Lineage: Eukaryota; Fungi; Ascomycota; Leotiomycetes; Thelebolales; Thelebolaceae
Exons: 5
Coding region: 79-1002 (307 amino acids)
Cellular component (GO): cytosol
Molecular function (GO): oxidoreductase activity
Source: RefSeq, a predicted model, not a curated record